Tilletiopsis washingtonensis is the source of this 744-nucleotide messenger RNA. RefSeq lists its product as hypothetical. NCBI's taxonomy places the organism in Eukaryota, Fungi, Basidiomycota, Exobasidiomycetes, Entylomatales. The transcript has a single exon. The record is from RefSeq and is a predicted model, not a curated record. The coding region runs from base 101 to 388 and encodes 95 amino acids.
UGCCCUUUUUGCGCUGGCGGCUGGGCGGAGCGCGGGUGUUGAUGCUGCACAUCCGCGGGCCGCGAGCCGCUGCUGCUGCGUUCUGCCGUGGUGCCUCCGGAUGCGCGGACCCGAGACAAGUAAGGCCCACCCGACCCGCCGAGCGUCAGCAGAGCAAAGCUCGACCGGCCGCUCCGGCCGUAGCGCGCGUACGUCCUGCUGCGUGACAGCCACGCUCUCGCCUGCCGAGCUCUCGCCUCGAGCUGCCUUCUGCACGCUCUGCGCUGCGUCUUCAGCCGCUCAGGAGGUGCAGCGCACAGCGAAGGUCCAUCUGACGCCCCUGUGGACCGUUCGGAAGCGCGAGUGCCGGCCUUCUCCCCUCUGCCGUGUUCGUGAGCCUCGCCGCUAGGAGACUGCAGCGGAAAGCUCUGGACACCGACAAGCGGCUCGCUGUGGCUGCGUCUGCUCGUCGGACGCCUUCGGCUGUACCCUUUUUGCUGCACGCUGCGUUCUUCGCUGAGGUGUUAGCCCGGCUGCGAAGACUGGGGUCCAUCUCGACAGGCGAAGAGGGGUCCAGCAUGCAGAAUGCAGAUGCAGGGUGCAGCGGAGGCCGCGGCUCGACUCGGGAUGUGACUUCAGGCAGUCCGGCUCGCAGCGACGGAUCUGCCGGCGCUUUUUUCGCCAAUCACCUCGCCUUGCCGGCGGCUCGAGUCGGAGCAUGCGGCGUCUCCGUCUGCCCUGCAUGCUGUGGCUUUGCUUGCCUCU